Molecule: messenger RNA, 455 nt
Organism: Serpula lacrymans var. lacrymans S7.9
Lineage: Eukaryota; Fungi; Basidiomycota; Agaricomycetes; Boletales; Serpulaceae
Exons: 2
Source: RefSeq, a predicted model, not a curated record
ACCUCUUGAGCGUAUACCCAUGGAUCUCCGAAAGCUGUCAUGGUUAACAAUCUGUUUGCCAUGGCUAGUGACGGCAACAGGGCUUCCUCGUAGCGCCUCAACAGAGUCUCUUGUUGCGGAGUGCAACUUCGUGCUAGGCGGCCUUUAUUUCGACCUGUGCCCUAUUAUCAGAGCGCCUACCAGAACCCUUCAUUCGAGCAACAGGCAGUAUGAGUUCGACUUGGGAGAACGAAUCAGGGAAAUUUCCAAUGACAAGAGACAUGACUGCCCCGAUGGCACCUGGAUUUGCAUGACCGGUAACGACCAGAUAACUUUCAUCUCACGUAUCACCACUAAAACACGUAUUUGCCCUGAUCCAUUGUUUAGAGAACGAGGAUCCCUUACAUGCCGUCCCCAUAGCAAGGAGAGACGAUACCCACGGCGCAGUCGCUUCGGGAUCUGAGACUAAACCUGUC